AUGGGUACCGGCAAGAAGGAGGCGACCCGCAAGGUUCGCCAGGGCAAGACCAGCGAUGGCAUGGCGAACGUCAAGACCAAGGGCGAGAACUUCUACAGAGACGCCAAGAAGGUCAAGACGCUCAACAUGUUCAGGGAUGGCAAGGCGCAAAGGAACGCACAGGGAGACAUCACAAAGGCUGCCGUGUUCCAGAGUAGAGCAAAGCCGUCCGCCCGAGUUGAGCCGAACCGGAAGUGGUUCACCAACACCAGAGUCAUCUCGCAGGAUGCGCUGGAGUCGUUUCGUGGUGCAGUGGAGGCGCAGAGCAAGGAUCCAUACAGCUACUUGCUUAAGCAGAACAAGCUUCCCAUGAGCUUGAUCCACGACAACAAGGACAAAGAGCGGAAAGAUGGUCUGAUACAACACAAGGCGAAGAUACGGAUAGAGACUGAGAAGUUCGGCGACACAUUCGGACCAAAAGCACAGCGGAAGCGACCGCGGUUGGACGUGUCAAGCAUAGCAAACAUGGCGGAGCGAUCGACAACCGACUACUCGAAGUUUGAAGAGCGACAAGCGGAAGCACGAUAUCUUGCUGGACUCGGUGAGGGUGAGCCGAACGAAUCCGUGGACGCAUCAAUUCUGGCCGACGGACAGAUAGCGACGGCGAGAGAACCAGUCUUUUCCAAAGGUCAAAGCAAGCGAAUAUGGAACGAACUCUACAAGGUCAUCGACAGCUCCGAUGUGGUCAUACACGUCCUUGAUGCGCGGGAUCCUGAUGGCACCCGCUGUCGAAGCGUCGAAAAGUACAUCAAGGAAGAGGCACCACACAAGCACUUGCUAUUCUUAUUGAACAAGUGCGAUCUGGUGCCAACCAGUGUUGCGGCGAGGUGGGUCAAACACCUGUCGAAAGACUACCCGACCUUAGCAUUCCACGCCAGUAUGACAAACAGCUUCGGCAAAGGCACGCUUAUCUCGCUACUACGACAGUUCUCUUCCCUCCACAGUAACCGCAAGCAGAUCUCGGUUGGCUUCAUCGGCUAUCCCAAUACUGGCAAAUCAUCGAUCAUUAACACACUCCGAAAGAAGAAGGUGUGCACAGUCGCACCUAUCCCAGGCGAGACGAAAGUCUGGCAGUACAUUACUUUGAUGAAGCGAAUAUACCUCAUCGACUGCCCUGGUAUCGUCCCACCUUCAAUGACGGACUCGCCCGAGGACAUUCUGCUACGAGGCGUAGUGCGUGUAGAGAACGUGGAGAACCCAGCACAGUACAUCCCAGCUAUACUAGCGAAGUGCAAACAGCACCACCUCGAGCGGACCUACGAGAUGAAGGGUUGGAGUAUGGACGAUGAUACAGCAUUUGCAGAUAAGCCAGAGAAGCAGAGAACGGAAGAAGGCAUCAAGUUCCUGGAGGUCUUGGCACGGAAAGGCGGCAGACUGCUGAAGGGUGGUGAAGCGGACAUGGACGGAGUCGCCAAGAUGGUCUUGAACGACUUCCUGCGAGGCAAGAUUCCCUGGUUCAGCCCGCCACCUGCAACAGUGGGCGAGGACGAGAAGCCGGUGGAGAGCAGGGACGAGGCACUGGGCUUCACACAUAAGAAGAGGAAGCGAGAGCUCGGUGACAGUGGAUCGCAAGCCGCCGAUGAAGAGCAGGAUGAGGAGGACGACGACGACGAGGAUGGUAAGGAUGACGAAGGCUUCGAAGGUUUUGACGAGAACGAUGACAAUGCUAGCGAUGAUGCAAAGUCUGGUGGCGUGGAAAUAGAUCCUGGCGAGAGUGAUGACGAGACGCCGACUUGA
Molecule: messenger RNA, 1776 nt
Organism: Fulvia fulva
Lineage: Eukaryota; Fungi; Ascomycota; Dothideomycetes; Mycosphaerellales; Mycosphaerellaceae
Product: Nucleolar GTP-binding protein 2
Exons: 2
Coding region: 1-1776 (591 amino acids)
Cellular component (GO): nucleolus
Molecular function (GO): GTP binding
Source: RefSeq, a predicted model, not a curated record